Molecule: messenger RNA, 1894 nt
Organism: Psylliodes chrysocephalus
Lineage: Eukaryota; Metazoa; Arthropoda; Insecta; Coleoptera; Chrysomelidae
Source: the annotation of a GenBank genome assembly
UUUUAAACUAUUGCACUGAAUGACAGUUGUUAGAAACGCGUGUUUACAGGUGCCCGAAUGGUGAUAGAAAAAUUCAAGUUCAUGUCAUCCGCAAAAUAUUUGGAUUUUUGAUUUAUAUGCUAUGAUGAAGAUCAUUCUUCUCAUCUUGCUCUCAAUAUGCACCCUACUUAACGCAGAACAACUCAGGUACAAACCCCGCGGACCUCCCCAACGCCGGCGUUCUCCACCGCACCGUCAGUUCGCCAAAAAAUGGCACCAAGGCGGUCCCCUCAUCCAAAUGAAACCCCACGGAUUACCGCCGCACGGUCUUAUCCAAGGAGUGCCACAAGGUAUGCUCCAGUUCCCUCUGAGAGGUCCUCCUUUGAGGCAGAAACCCAUGAAUCAUAACCUCAAUAACAACCACAACCACAAUAACAACAUGCCGAUGUUAUUAGUCGCUCCUUUGCAUCUUGGGCAGAAUAAACUACCACAGGGAAUUCCACAGGGAAUUCCGCAGGUUUUGCAGAGGCCUGCAACGCCACCUAUUAGAAAUUAUUGGAAAAAUCAAGUAAAUAACGUUCAAUUUCCUCCAGAGAAGGUUUACGUGCCGCAAGGUCCAUCCCAGCAAGUUGAAAAACAGAAACCGUUUAGGUCUGCUCCUAGUCUACCAGUUCAGGAAUAUGACUACCACGUCCAAACGAAUCAAAUUCCUCACUCACACAUCAACCCAAUCAAACAAAUCGGAGAAAAAGGUCCCAUACAUACCAUACCAGCACCUAAUUUAAGCCUUAGAGAUAAACCAGCAAUGAUUCACGAAGUGAGAAACGAAUUAUCCUACCAACCACAGAACAUACCAUACGAACAGCAAAGACAGGAGGUUAGUUUUCAGCACAGUUCCCCACACGAAGUCAGAGGAGAAAUAAGCUUCGGACACAAGAUUCCACAAUCAACGCAUGUUAAUAUUCAAAAGAGUCACGAAUACCAAGUCACCGAACCAUCAGAGCACAACCAGAAACUCCAAAGAAUACAACAAGAACACCAAAAACAAAUACAGCUCCAAAUACAGAAACAGAUUGAACAUAUGCAGAAACAGAACGCGCAGCAAGAAUCGCAACAAAUAUUAAUAGCUUCAGACUCAAUACCACUUCAACAUAAUUUAGACCAGAAUCCCACCGGUGAUAUCAUUCUAAGCAACAAUUUAAGUCCUAAAGACCUUUAUCAGCUAGUGAAUGCUAAUUACCCGCAAGCGCAUCAAAAUCAUCAAUUAGAACAUAUACAAUUAUUCCAACCGGAUGGUACUUUCCUCGAACAAUUCCCACAAGAAUCCAUCCAAGCUUCGGAUAAAAUCAGUUUCCAACCCGAAUUCCAAUCCUUCAACUACGACGAACAGGCUCAUCAAAAGAGUUUAUCCAAGAAAGAUAUGUCGUCUCUAGUAUCAGCUACUUAUAACCUAGGAUCAGAUCACAAAGAAACUUCAUCCAGAAAUUCUGAAGACGCUUUAGAGCAAUCUGAAUUAGUCCAAAGCUAUUUCGAUAGUAGAAGUGACGUAAGCGACAAUAAGAUUGAAUCUGAUGCUAAGAGUAAAAAAGAUUCUAAUGAAGAAAAGUUAGUGGGAUCGUAUUAUUCUUCUUUACCUAACAAAGAGGCCGCUGAAAGAUUAGCUCAGCUGCAAUCUGCCGGUAAAAUUAACAGUAAUCUAAUGAAGCUGUCAACGAACCAAAAUGAUUCCAACGAAUCCAUGACUAUAUUAAUACCUGACGAUGAUGAUGACAAUACAGAAGCAAAAAACGCUUCGGAAAAAGAAAAUAAAGAUGAAUUUUCAGAUUACGAGGAUGAGGAAGAUGAAAAUAUGGCUUCUGAAGAAAGCGCCGAAUUUGGACACAGGAUACAACCAAAGAAAAGAGCCGAAUAGAUA